This is a messenger RNA of Pipra filicauda (Wire-tailed manakin), 4185 nucleotides long. It is a transcript of the gene SHTN1, whose product is annotated as shootin 1. Lineage: Eukaryota; Metazoa; Chordata; Aves; Passeriformes; Pipridae. The record is from RefSeq and is a predicted model, not a curated record. The transcript has 17 exons. The coding region runs from base 95 to 1975 and encodes 626 amino acids.
CUCCCGCUCACAGGUGAGGCCGCGCUCGGCGGGGCGGGCGCAGCGCUGCGGGGCAGCCGCCGGCCCGCGGCGGCGGUGGCUGCGGCGGGGCACGAUGAACAGCUCCGACGAGGAGAAGCAGCUGGAGCGCCUCGCCAGCCUCAAGGACCAAGCUAUUGGUGAAUAUGAAGAGCUUAGAGCAGAAAAUAAGAAAACGAAAGAAGAGUGUGACAAAAUCAAGCAAGAACGAGAUGAGGCUGUCAAAAAACUGGAGGAGUUUCAGAAAAUUUCUCACAUGGUUAUUGAGGAAGUAAAUUGUAUUCAGAACCAUCUUGAAAUUGAGAAGACGUGCCGUGAAAGUGCUGAGGCUUUGGCUUCUAAGCUGAACAAAGAAAAUAAGACCUUGAAAAGAAUUAGUAUGAUUUAUAUGGCAAAACUGGGCCCAGAAAUUAUCACUGAAGAGAUUAACAUUGAUGAAGAUGAAUCAUCCACAGAUGCGGAAACUAGCUCUGGGUCAUGCAAUUCUGUGCAUUGUCAGCAGCAAAUAAAAGAGCUGCGAGAUCAAGUCGUGUCUGUUCAUGAGGAAAAGAAGACCUUAGCCAUUGAACUGGAAAACCUGAGGUGCAAACUUGUAGAAGUAAUUGAAGAAGUGAAUAAAUUGAAAGAAGAAAAGGCUGUUUUGACAACGGAAGUUGAUAAGCAACAAAAACUGUUGGAGAAAUGUAACAGAGUGUCUGUGAUGGCAGUAGAGGAAUAUGAAGAGCUCCGUGUAAACUUUGAACUGGAAAAGAACCUGCGGAAGAAAGCAGAGUCAUUUGCACAAGAGAUGUUUAUUGAACAGAACAAGAUGAAAAGGCAGAGUCAGUUGCUUCUGCAAAAUUCUGCUCCUGAUCAACAGCUUUUGAAGGCUUUGGAUGACAAUGCUAAGCUAACCCAGACAUUAGAAGAAGAGAGGCUUCAACACCAGCAAAAGAUCAAAGAAUUGGAAGAGCAGCUAGAGAAUCAAGCACUGCAUAAGGAGAUUAGUCGUCUUAAACAGCAACUAGAACUUCUGGAAGAAGAUAAAAAGGAACUAGAGCUUAAAUGUCAGCACUCCGAAGAAAAAGCUAGAGACCUAAAGCAUUCAGUUGAUGAACUUCAAAAACGAGUACAGCAGUCUGAAAAUCCUGCACCACCUCCUCCUCCACCGCCCCCUCCUCCCCUCCCUCCGCCCCCCCCUCCCAACCCUAUACGGUCUCUCAUGUCAAUGAUUCGCAAGAGAUCUCACUCCAACACCAAUGUGAGCAAGAAGGAGAAACCUCCUCAGCAGGAGUCAGGUGAAGAAGUUACGGAUCUGAAGAGACAAGCUGUUGAAGAAAUGAUGGACAGAAUUAAAAAGGGAGUUCACCUGAGACCAGUCAACCAGUCAAGCAGGCCUAAAACAAAGCCAGAAACACCAAAGCCCUCUGAAAGUGCAAUGAAGGAAUUAAAGGGGAUUCUGGAAACACUGAAUAAAUCCACUAGUUCCCGAAGCUUGAAGUCCCUUGAGACAGAGAGCGGCGAAACGGAGCUGGAGCGAGUCCUGCGCCGCCGCAAGGUGACCACUGACCAGGACAGUGGCAGUCCCACUGGAAUCUUGGCCACAUCAGAAUCAAAAUCUCUGCCUGUGCUAGGUUCAGGAGCCAGUGCUGCACAGACAGCGUUGAACAAGAAAGAUGUGGAGACAGAAUUUGCUUCCAAAGUACCCAACUCAGGACCUGUCUCUAACCAGCCUCAGGCUGCAACGGGCUCCAGGCCUACUUUGCAAUCAACUAGUCAUACAGAAUUUACAAGAAAAGCUUCUAGCAGUGAAAAAGACACCAAAUCCGUUGUAGUUUUAGAUCCUGUGUCCACCAGUGGGGAUCAGAUGUCUGAAAACACGCUGAACCAGAAUGAAAUUAAGGAAGAAAAAAGCAAGCCAACACAUAAAGAAAAUAAUGUUGAGAAAACAAAAGAAACAGAUAGUUCUAACUGUUAAUUGUUGUUCUGAAAGGCUGUAACUUUUGGGAGUCAUUAUCUGGACAUGUGAAUUGCUUAGGUGUGUUACUCGGGGCUACAGCCUGUACUCCAGACAGUUUUCAAUAAUACAGAUUGAAAUGGUCUUUUUGUAUGCAGUUUUGUUACAUGCACUGAAGUGUUAAAUAACUGUGUGUCACUCAAAAUCCCUUUCCCAUUUUAAUUUUGCAGAGAAGGUUAUUAAUUUCCUAGAUAGUGUCAGUUACCUUUACUUUUAAACUGUAUUUGAAAAGGCUUUUUAAAUUCUUUUAUUGAGAAGAUGCCUUGUUAAAGGUUGCCAGAAGCCCCUUGCAUCCCUCUUGAACUGGACAGCUUUGGGUUAGACCCUGUGAAGGUGAUUACACCCUCAUCAGCUUCAUUAGGGGGGGUGUUACUAAUUAUUAGAAAAAACAAACCAAUGUGUUUAGACACAUUGCUUUAAAAAUAUUUGAUAUCUACUUAAACCAAGAUCCUGCUGGUCUCCUCCACACAUUCCUUUGAGGAAGUGAAAAGCACAAGCACAACCCUCCUGUUUCAGGUUGCCCAGAAACCUAAAAGCAGAGGCAGUGCAGCAUCUCAUUGUGGGACCAAGAUUUUUGGCAACAAUAGCCAGAGUCAGAGGUUUGUGGGCUGAGACUGGUGCUCUCAUUUGGAUUAAAAGCUUUGCAAAGGAGGACUUCUUCCUGCUUUUUGUUUCAAUGUUAUAUGGCAAAUUUUGGAACUGCUGCAACUGGAGUCUGUAUUUGCUGCAAAAAAAUAACUUGCCCUAGGCUAUGGCUGGCACGGGCUACAUUUGGGAUUCAGUCGUAAUAUUUGGAAUCAACAUUUUGAGAACUCUCAGUUGAAAGCUCACAGUGCUAACAAAUUAGCCCCUGCUUUGAACCUGGCACACACUGAUGGCAAUAAUUUAUUAGGUGACACUCGAGAUAUCUGUAUUUGAUAACAGAAAUCCCAGUUUCCCUCAGCCCUUAUUUCCUUUGAAGACAGUGAGAUAGGAACAUGACCGAUUUGCUCCACUGCCAGUUCACAUUCCACUGUAGUCUCUUUUUAAAUUCAACACAGUAUCUCAUUCUUUUAUAAUGAAUGAACAAAUGUAAUCAGGGAUUUACCUAAAGAUUGGUGUAACUGGAAUUGGGUGGUCACGUACUUGAAUGCACUUGGAUUCUUUUUUUAUUUAAUUAUUUGAAACAGUGAUAGUAUUGAAGGAUGAAUGUUCUGAGUUUGUUGGUUUGGCUCUGCAUGCAACUGUCUGGUGCUUUUCCUAAAAAUAAAAUGAUAGUAAUGAGUGUGGUGGUUUCACAUCUAUUUCGGUGGGUUUUGCAUGUUUGCUAAGAAAAUCUUGGACUUGAUCUAAGUACUGAACUACAUACAGUUCAUAAACUUGGGGAAAUCUGUCUCUCAUUGAUGUUUUCAUUUCUUGGGGGCCGUUGGUUCUGGUUGUUAAUUUGUCAGUUAUCUGUUACAGUGAAUUUAAAAUGCAACAUUUCAUAUAUGUGUUUUUCCUCAAAUUAUUGCUGCUGUAUUAUAUGUUCAAAUUUUCACAUUAUACAAAAACCAGAAGUUUUUUCAAGAAGUAUUUCUUUUUCUUAAACUGUUUUGUUACCUAGGGCAUAAAUUAUUUCUUUAACUUUUCAUUGUUGCUUAUUAAAAAGACUCCUGACAAGUUUCCCAGACCUUGUGGAAUUGACUUGUUACUCCCUUCUUCCGAGUGAUGCCAGUUCCAGCUUCGUGCCCUACAUUUGGGGCUUGCAGUGAUGCACUAGUGUUGAUGCUCCAGCUGGAGUCUAACAGCAGCAUUGAGGGUGUGGGGGGAUGGAGCAGCACAACAGUCAAGGCCUUUGUUUUUUGUAAAAUGUGGUGAGGUUUUUUUUUACUGUUUGUCAACAGCUUGCUCUUUGUAUAGAGAGACAUUUCCACUUCCCCAAAACAAACAUUUAGCUUUGGACUUAACACAGCACAGUUUGUUUGGUCAAUUUGUAAACGCAGCACAGAAUUGUGUGGUGUUUUCAAACUAUAGUCACUGCUCAGUUAACUUGGUUUCAGCUGAAGGCAAUGGUCCCUGGGAAAAGAGAGGCCACUAUUUGAAAGCUUUUAGAAAUGUUUGGCUAAAGUGCUUGAAAAUAAAUGGAUUAAAGAAAAGUUAAUAUAUGAAUUUCAUACUAGAAUGAAAAUAAAUGGAUUAAGGAAUAGUUA